This is a messenger RNA of Aspergillus ruber CBS 135680, 1671 nucleotides long. RefSeq lists its product as uncharacterized. The transcript is spliced from 2 exons. NCBI's taxonomy places the organism in Eukaryota, Fungi, Ascomycota, Eurotiomycetes, Eurotiales, Aspergillaceae. Bases 1 to 1671 code for a protein of 556 amino acids. The record is from RefSeq and is a predicted model, not a curated record.
AUGGGGUCGGAACUCGGAGUCACGGCCGAUUCCAAGGCAGAGCCUCUCAUCACUUCGGUCACCACCUGGUGGUCGUGCUGGGCCUGCAUCUGGACGGUCAUCAUCGUGAGCGGCAUUGCGUUUCUAAUCGUCAACCGUAAAGCGCCUGUUCUCCGCGUCCGAGGUCUCGGUCUGUCGCUCGCUGCUAUCGUUACGCUUCAUUUGUACUGGAUCACCAUUCAAAUCGGUCUCAUGCUUGGUCCUCUUAUGCCCGGUGACGCCGAAUUUUGGGUUAUGGGUAUCUACCUGCCGCUUGGUAUCGCCUUGUUCCACGCUUCCAACAGUCGCUUCCUCCAUGUCGCCAAGGCUCAGAAGAAAUACACCCAGCGAGACAGCACUCUUGAAUCGCCUUCCGACUCGAAAAAGGGCAGCUUGAUUAAUCGCUUUCGCCAUCUCGACUACUCUAAGAAGAUGAUCGUUGUCGUUGGUAUCGGAAUGCUGGUUCAGGUAUUCCUCACAACCUUGAUGUGGAUCAUUUCCCGCAAGUGGCACAGCUCCUGGGGUGCUCCCGGCACUGCAGUUCACGGUACCCCGAUGGAGCAAAAGGCUGAGAUGGGUCGUGGCUGGGAAUGGUGGCCUACUGUGGUCUGGCAGUUCUUCUGGGCCUGGAUUGUCGCGCCCAUCAUUCUCUGGAAAUCUCGUAACAUCCACGACACCCAUGGCUGGAGGGUUCAGACCAUUGCUUGCGCCAUUGGAAACCUCCACGCUACCCCGAUGUGGCUUAUCGCCAUAUACGUUCCCGCCAUGGAGAAGGUCAACCAGUACUGGCUGCCUCCGCAAUGGAUCUGCCUUUCCAUUUAUGUCGUGGAAAUCUUCACCAUUUUUCUCCCCUGCUACGAGGUCAUCCGCGACCGCUCUCUCCGCAAGGAAACCCUCGACACGAUCGCGCAAUGGGAAUUCAAGAACAAGGUCUCCGGCUCCGAAGCCAAAUCCAUCAACUCCGCCUCCAUCAUGGCUGAGUCCCUGAUAUCCCGCAGCAACUCCGUCAAGACCACCGACUCCAGCGAGAGUAUCCUGACUAUGGGGGCUCUCGAGUAUGUCCUCGAGCGCCAUCCCACUCCCCUUCUGGAAUUCUCUGCUCUGCACGACUUCUCCGGUGAAAACAUCGCUUUCCUCACCAGCGUCACUGAGUGGAAGAGCUCGCUCCCCAAGGCCGUCUACAGCACCACCCCUCGCGGCGACAACGUCAAGGAACUGAUCCGUGAACGUUUCAACCGCGCUCUCCGCAUCUAUGCCGAGUUCGUGAGCGUCCGCCACGCCGAUUUCCCCAUCAACAUCUCCUCGCAAGAGCUCAAGACACUCGAGAACAUCUUCGAGACACCAACUCGCAUCAUGUACGGCGAGAAGCGCGAGGUCGACGUAACCACCCCCUUCGUCGAGUCGCCCCUCUCCGCCACUUUCCCACCAGAGGGUGAUGGCGAGGGCUCUGACUCUGAGAAGACAGUCCAGAGCACCUCUUCGGGGCCUAUUGAGGACCGCGUGCAGUACUGGGGCGAUGUUCCGGAGGGGUUUGAUGAGACUGUCUUUAACGAUGCGGAGAAGAGCAUUAAGUAUCUUGUUCUUACCAACACUUGGCCUAAGUUUGUUAAGAACCAGAGGGACUCGAUCCAAUCGGCUGAUACCCUGUGUUAA